GCUGCUUAUUCACGCCCAAGUCCCUAACUCUAUUUCAUUUUCUCGUCGAUUUUAUUCACUUUCUCAGCACCCAAGCAACGGGCUGAAUGCAACCUUCAAAUUUUUGAUCUUGUGAACAAAAUUAUUAUUCAAAGUACCUCAAAAAGAAUCAUGUCAUGGUCAACCGUUGCUAGAGCUAGGACAAGUUUUCACCUCAAAUCCAUACCCCAAAAUCAUCCUCUUCAAUCCAGAGCUAACAGUUACAAGACUACGAGCACUUCACAUUAUUGGCCGAGUUUUGGCAGUUAUAAUCGGAUUCCAAGACCAAGAUGUGAAUUCAACACUUCACCAAUCGGUCAUUGGCAUGGCAAUGGUUGUAUUAAGAAGAAUUUUUCUACCUACAACGCUUCUAGUACAGAGCAGAAAUCGAGAAAGACACUAAUUUAUCUAACGGGUUUGGUUAUUGCAAUGGUUGGGAGUAGUUAUGCCGCUGUUCCUCUUUAUAGAAGGUUUUGCCAAGCUACUGGUUAUGGCGGCACCAUUCAGCGCCGGGAGAGUGUUGAAGAGAAGAUUGUACGGCAUUCUAAAGAAGGAACUGUAACUACAAGGGAGAUUGUGGUACAGUUAAUGCUUGAUGUGGCCGAUGGUAUGCCAUGGAAGUUUUUUCCCACGCAAAGAGAGGUAAGGCGUAAGCCAGGAGAAAGUGCUCUUGCAUUUUACACAGCUGAAAAUCGAAGUUCAACUCCCAUAACGGGUGUAUCUACAUAUAAUGUUAACCCCAAUGAAAGGUUAGGAUUUUUUUUUUUUUUUGACAGCAUGUGAAUUUUGAUUUUGA
Jatropha curcas is the source of this 814-nucleotide messenger RNA. The record is from RefSeq and is a predicted model, not a curated record. NCBI's taxonomy places the organism in Eukaryota, Viridiplantae, Streptophyta, Magnoliopsida, Malpighiales, Euphorbiaceae.